AUGGCGGGAGUGAAGCGGGCUCGGCGCGCAGCGGGAUCGUCGCGGUCGCCGUCGCCGGAGAUGGACGUGCUGUACUACAACCUGCUGCUCGCCGCGCUGCGCGCCCGCCAGGAGGCCGGCGUGGCGUACUACGGCGCGUUCGUCGCCGACCUUGAGCCCGUGCCGCCCGACCUCUACGCGCACUGGGUGCCGCCGCCCGGCUCCUUCGCCGUGCAGCGCGCCGACGGCGACGACGACGAGCGCGCCGCGGAGGACGAGGACGCGGCGGGGCGGGACGGCGCGGACGACACGGACGCGGACGGGGGGGAGCACGCGGGGUCGGACGGCGAGGGGGCGGUGGUCGCGCGCAGGGGGCCAGGCAGGCCGCGGUCGGCGCGGAGUCGGCCGGGCGCGUCAGCAAGCGGGGCAGCGGCGGGCGCGGAGAGCGGCGGCGCGGCGGCGAGCGAGGAGACGAUGAUGCCCGCGUGGCUGAAGGAGCUGAUCGCGGCGGACAGGGAGAGGGCCGCGCAGCAGCAGCAGGGCGGGGAGCAGGGCGGGGGCGAGCAGCAGGGGGCGGAGGGGUUGGCGUUCCCCGUGGUGGACGCGAACAUGAUCCGCGGGUCGUUCCCCGCCGCCGUGGCCGCCGUGCGCUUCCUGGAGCGCGCCAGGCGCCGCCUGGGGGGGCUGCCGGGGCGCACGGGGGAGGUGGAGAUGGGCGGAGGGGUGGGCGGGGAGGGCGAGAAGUGGAAGGACCGUCUGGCGGAGGAGAUGAUGACGUCAGCGCUGGGGGUGAAGGGCACGCUGGGGUCUAGGGAGGGCGGGCGAGGGCGGGAGGGCGGGGGGGAGAAGAUAGAGCGGUGGACGCCCAACGAGGACGCCAUCCUGCUGGUGGGGCGCGUUCUCUUCGGCACCCGGUGGAUCAGCAUUGAACGCAUCCUGCCCGGCCGGUCCAUCCAGGCCAUCAAGACGCGCUGGCUCAACUACCUCAAGGGCCUCUUCCGCCGCCACCGCUGGUGCACCUCCGCCCUCGCCCCCCCCCUCUCCAAGGAGGCCGCCGCCUACCUCCCCCCGCCCCCCUCCCCCCCGCCCACCCCUCCCCCCGCGCCCGCCCCUUCCACGUCAGCAGCCGCUGAGGCUGUGUCAGCAGAGGCACGCGCCUCCACCCCUCCGCCCUCUGCUGCAGCUGCUGCCAGUGCCCCCCCUGCGCCCCACCCCCGCCUCUCUCUCCCCGUGCCUGCAUUGGCCGCCCUCGCUGCUGCUGCCCCUCCUCCUGCCCCGGUGGCAGUGGCAGGCAGUGAGAGGGCUGCAGGGAAGGCGUUCAUGAGCAUGCCGGCCGUGCCGCCCGCAGGGGCACCCGCAGAUGGUGGUGCAGGCAGAGCAGGGGGGACAGCUGGUGCUGCCCCAGGUGCUGCCCCAGGUGCUGCGUCAGGUGCUGCGUCAGGUGCUGUGUCAGGUGCUGCGUCAGGUGCUGUGUCAGGUGGUGGUGGCGGCGUGGUGGCCUCAGGAGCAUUCACCACGCCAACCAAGCGAUCCCGCUCCCAGUCCACCCGCCCCGCCCCCGCCGCCACUGCCACGGCGGCACGUGGUGAGGGGGAGGGGGGCGGGGAGGAGGAGGAGGGGGGAGGGGAGGAGGAGCGGGUGCGGCGGCACGAGCGGUACCUGACGUGCCUCAUGCUGCGCACUGAGAAGGGCCCGCCGCCGCACUCCCUCUCCGCCACGCACGAGCUCUACUGCUUCGCCUGCAAGUCCUCCGACGGCCAGCUGUCGCCGUGCUAUUGGUCGGACGAGGCAGUGGCGGCGACAGCGGCGGAGUGGGGCGGCGGCGGCGGGGCGGUGGUGGGGCUGAUUCCGUGCGCCAAGGCUUACCACGCUCGCUGCGUGCAUGCUGCCGUUAAGGUGAGUAGUGGGGCAGUCAAGGCAAGUCA
Molecule: messenger RNA, 1904 nt
Organism: Closterium sp. Naga37s-1
Lineage: Eukaryota; Viridiplantae; Streptophyta; Zygnematophyceae; Desmidiales; Closteriaceae
Source: the annotation of a GenBank genome assembly